AUGCACGUGAAUUCCGCGCUUAAUCUUGUCCUGCCGGCUCUUGCCUUCUUGGGCGGAACAGCAAGCUUGCCUUCUGGGCAAUACUCUAACUACGAAGUAGAGUUCAGAGAAACCGCUUUCGCUUCCAAUCAUGCAGGUCUCACUACUCGUCAAGAUGCGAAACCUGCUUUGAGAAUCUUGCCUUUGGGUGCGUCUAUUGUGAGCGGUGUUGGAACCAAGAUUGGAACCGAGACUGGCAAUGGUUUUCGAAAACCUCUCAGGGACCAAUUGAGAUACAAGGGUUGGCUUGUCAAUAUGGUCGGCAGCAAACGGAAUGGAGACAUGGUGGAUGGAGAUUUCGAAGCCACUAGCGGUGAUACUAUCGACCAGGUCCGCAAAGCAGGACGCAACUCAUAUGGAUACAAGCCCAAUGUCGUUCUAAUCAACGCCGGCACCAACGAUGCAAAUCAAAACAAGGUGGAUGGAGCAGGUAGCCGGUUGGAGGCACUCCUUAAUGAUAUUUGGACCUCCGAUGGUAUGUCCAAGACAUUUGUUGUUGUGUCAUCUGUGAUCCGACGCAACGAUGCUCAGGCAGAGCGCAAUCGACUAGAGAUCAACGAACAAUACAAGAAGAUGAUUAGGCGCCUCCAAAGUACUGGAAAACGGGUCGAAUAUAUUGAUAUCGACAUUCCGUUGAACGAGCUGGUAGCGGAUGGAAUCCACCCCAACGAGGCCGGGCAUAAGAAGAUGGCAAUCAAGUUCUGGUAUGCCAUCGAAUGGGCUCAUCAGGAUGGACUCAUUGCAGAGGCUUCUCCGUUCACUGCCACAGUGGGCAACACUUGUGACAAACAACCUGGACAAGCCCAGUACGGCGGUGUCACCCAGAAGGGCUCAGGCGAAGACGAUGGCAUCUACUACCAUAACAGCCAGGAGAUGGGCACUAUCUGGUCAUACACCUCGGAGUUUGAUCGUGAUCAGUGGUUCUUCACCAGGCUAUAUGGAUCAAAGUAUGAUGAUAUCGUUGGUUGGUGGUAUGCUGAUAAGGUGCUUACCUUUGCCACUUGGAAGAAUAACGGAGGAGGCAAGUUCUCCAAAGUGUCUGACCUACAGACCAACCUCUUCUGCAACCCUCGCGGCAUCUUCUGGGUUGAUCUCAAUGGCGAUGGCUACGAUGAUUUCCUGUGCGUCUCGCCCAAUGGAGAUACAUUGGCAUCUAUCAACAACAAAGAUGGAACCGCUACCAAGCCACCAACUUUCAAGAACAUCGGCAUGAUCAAGGGCAACGUCGGUUUCAAGCAGGACCGUGUCAGAUGGGGUGACAUCGACGGCGAUGGCAGAGCUGAUUACAUGAUCCUCGACGACGGUGGAAAUGUUCGUGCUUGGAGAAAUUCAGGUACCUCUGACACACCCAGCUGGCAACCUCUGGGCUUGCGCUUCUCCGCCAAGGGCAUGGGCGACAUGCGUGGUGUCCGCUUCGAGGAUAUCAACGGCGAUGGGCGCGACGACUGGUUGUGGGUGAGCGAGACAGGUGCCACAACAACUUGGACCAACUCCCGAAGCUGCAAGAAGGGGAAGCUUGGCGACGGCCUCAACGUGGCCUGGCGACAAGGUUUCUGGAAGGGCUCUUCUUCGGGACCAACCCAUGCCGGUGCUGGUUCUUCUAGUCGAGACAGAAUCCACUUCGCCAGGAUCUAUGGCGAUGCUGCUUUUGGGCUUUUACCCAAGGCAGACUAUGUCUAUCUACAAUCAACCAAGCAAACGGACGGCAGGUUCAAGUUCGACAUGAAGGUUUGGAAGAACACUGGAGGGGGUUCUACCAAGCUCAAGGCCGAUGGCAACAAGUACUGCAACAUGCACGGCCACUCAGAUGGACGACAAGACUAUGUUUGGACUCUAUCAACAGGCAAAAUGACUGUCUGGCCUAACCUGGGAAAGAAGUCUGUCAGCGGCGGCAACGAUGUCUUCUGGGGCAGUCCCAAAGAUCUCUGGAAGCCUUCAAAGGACAUGGAUCGUCGAGACCUCCAUCUAGUUGACUGGAAUGACGAUGGUGCGUGCGAUAUCGCAUGGGUCGAUCCCGACAACAACAACAAGGUUUCCGUCUGGAUCAACAACUACAAGAAGACGGGUUCUUUCACCUGGACAUACCUCGCCGAUCCAGCCCCAGUUUUGAACUGUCCCGAGAAGAGAGGAGUGGGUAUUCACGACCUUGCUGUCAGGUUUGCCGACGUUUCAGACAACAAGUUGUCAGACUACAUUUGUAUCCAGCCCGACGGGCGCUUCUACGGCUGGACUCACAACACGGAUGGUUCCUGGGAGAGAAUUGCCCAGUUCAAAAAGGCGGAGGGUAUCGAUCGUGCCAACCUUCGUUUCGGCAACGUCAACGGCAAGGGUGGUGAAGACAUGAUCUGGGUCGACAAGUACACGGGCGAUGCCACUGUCUAUAUCAACAGAGGCAAGAUGGAUACUGGCGGUAGCAACUGGUGGUUCUUGAAGAGCGGAAAACAGUACGAUGGCUCCUGGGCUGGUACCUGUCAGUACUUCCCUGACCUCGAUGGAGAUGGCAGAGCAGACUUGCACUCCAUCACGGCUACAUUCGACAAUCGUGGAGAAACAUUCUUCAACCGCUGUGGUAUGACGGACCGUACAGGCGAUGACAAAGGCUGGGCCCCCGGCCAGGAUCCAGGAUUCGGCGCCCUGCCAUCUCCCGGUUCCAAGCCAGGAACCGGUGUUCCAGCUCUUCCAUCAACUUGCGAGCCAAUCUGCUGGGAUGUGUCUGACGACAAAGAGACCAAGUGUGCCAAGGACGGUACCGACUGGGACGUGGUGAGUAGAGACAGUGACACCCCAUACGAUCGCUUGAACAUCCAAAAGCUUGCUGCCAUUGGAGACUCUUACUCGGCUGGAAUCGGUGCUGGAGACAGACUCGGUAGUGUCUCUGAAGCCUUCAAGUCUGGCAGUGACUUUGCUUGUGCCCGCUACAACAAGGCCUAUCCGUACCUUCUCAACCAGGACGAAAGAAUUGGCGAUCCAUCCCGUCGCAAGUUCCAGUUUCUUUCUUGCUCCGGCGCUGUUAUGAAAGAUGUGCUAGACAAGCAAAUUCCAGAGCUCGACAGCAACCAAGACGCCAUUACUUUAUCCAUCGGCGGUAACGAUGUGGGCUUGAUCGACCUGCUGAACUCAUGCAUUUUCCAAAUGGGUGUUUUCACCAAAGCCCAAGCCGCAGCUGCAAAGUUGAUUGCAGAGGCUGACAAGGAAUACGCAUGGGCAAAGGGCUUUGAUUGGGAUAGUCUCUCUCGAGGUUGCGAGGGUCAAAUAGAUCACAGCAAAUCCCUUGCCGACUCGCAGGCUUUCAGCAAGAACCUCGACGAUGUCUUGUCGGCUGCCAAAAAGAAGCUCAACAAUGGAGCCAAGAUUUAUGUCACAGGGUACGCCAAAUUCUUCGCCGAAACAAUGACAACCGAGUGUGACAAGGUCACUUGGACAACAUGGAUUUACAAAUUGGCAAAUCUUGGGCAACCGGCCGAGUACUUGACGAGAGCUCGUCGCCUUUCCCUGAACCUUUUGGUUGACAAAGUCAACUCGCAAAUUCAAGCGGCUGUUGAACGAGCAGGAGACUCGGUCAGGUAUAUCUCCUAUGACGGUAUGGUCGGCCAUUAUGGUGGCAGGUAUUGUGAACCAGGCGUCGAUGAGUCGACCAAUGAGAGUAAUACCAGGCGCGGACUCCUGUUCUACGAACUAAACACGUGGGACCCCGCAGGAACGACGCCUUGGAAGCGUGACACUGCUGGCGAACUGAGUGAGACAUUCUACGGUGGUAUGCUCGUUCUGGCACAAAUCACACGCCUCUUGGAUCCCGAUGCCGAGCUUCAUCACGACAAUGACAACAAGAAACGAUCUGUCUCGACCAAAGCACUCGCUGCACGUGCAGACGUUGUCGAUUACCUGGUGCCAUUCGGAUAUGCACGAGUCUUUCACCCCCAAAUCCCCCUGCAUUACUUGAUGGCAAGAUUGGUUGCCUUCGAGAUCAUGUCGGACCAUCUAGUUCGCACGGGGUAUGCGACUUGGCUCCCUGAUGAGGAUAUGAACUACGCUUGUGAAAAAGGCCCAGACCCGGAACCGCCAAAUGAUGACCCCCCCAGAGAAAAGAAAUGGUCUAUGGAAAUCUACAAACUGCAAUCAGACCCAAGCAAAACAGACUGCACUAAACGAGACGACAAACCGUAUAGAAAGGUCUGGGGUUUCGAGCUGGAAAAGUGUUACAACUUCGGGGAAAUGCCUGACACAGAUUGCCGACAAUACACUGGAAAGAAAGAGGAAGGAUGUCAGGGAACUUUCAGCCCACAUAGCAUCCUUGUCCCGGACGAAGGGUAUAACUGCAUCUUUUUCUUUGGUGAUUCAUGCACCCGUCCGUUUGAUCGCUCGUCCGACCACUCCUGCAUGUCAACAAAUACGGGCGACGGCUGGGUCGCUAAUCAAAUCGGGUCUUUCAGAUGCUUGAAAGAAACGAAGUAA
This is a messenger RNA of Fusarium coffeatum, 4491 nucleotides long. RefSeq lists its product as uncharacterized. The transcript has 16 exons. The record is from RefSeq and is a predicted model, not a curated record. Gene Ontology annotation, molecular function: triacylglycerol lipase activity. Lineage: Eukaryota; Fungi; Ascomycota; Sordariomycetes; Hypocreales; Nectriaceae. Bases 1 to 4491 code for a protein of 1496 amino acids. Gene Ontology annotation, biological process: triglyceride catabolic process.